Molecule: messenger RNA, 1911 nt
Organism: Tilletiopsis washingtonensis
Lineage: Eukaryota; Fungi; Basidiomycota; Exobasidiomycetes; Entylomatales
Product: putative ADE4-amidophosphoribosyltransferase
Exons: 4
Biological process (GO): purine nucleobase biosynthetic process; purine nucleotide biosynthetic process
Cellular component (GO): cytoplasm
Molecular function (GO): amidophosphoribosyltransferase activity
Source: RefSeq, a predicted model, not a curated record
CCAUGUGCGGCAUCCUCGCCCUGCUCCUCGCACAGACGCGCGCCGCCGCCGCGCCCGAGAUCAACGAGGGCCUCUCGCUGCUGCAGCACCGCGGCCAGGAUGCGGCGGGCAUCGUCACCUGCGGCGCCGGCGGCCGCUUCUACCAGUGCAAGGCAAACGGCAUGGUGCGCGACGUCUUCGACGCCGGCGCGCUCUCGCGCCUGCAGGGCAGCAUGGGCAUUGGGCAUGUCCGCUACCCGACGGCGGGCUCCAGCGCCCACGCCGAGGCGCAGCCCUUCUACGUCAAUUCGCCGUACGGCAUCGUCUUUGCGCACAACGGCAACCUCAUCAACACGUCGCAGCUGCGAUCCUUCCUCGAUGCCGAGGCGCAUCGGCAUAUCAACACCGACUCGGACUCGGAGAUGCUGCUCAACAUCUUCGCCAACAACCUGCAGGCGACCGGCAAGUUCCGUAUCAACGAGGAGGAUAUCUUCACCGCCAUUGGCGGCCUCAUGAAGCAGGCGCACGGCGGCUACGCCUGCGUGGCGAUGCUGGCCGGCUUCGGCAUCAUCGCGUUCCGCGACCCCAACGGCAUCCGCCCCGUCGGCAUGUGCCGCCGGCGCUCCGCCGAGUCGCCCGAGGCCGGCGACGACUGGUGCUUCACGUCCGAGUCCGUCGUCUCCGACGCGCUCGGCUUCGAGGACUUUGAGGAUGUGCGGCCGGGCGAGGCCGUCAUCAUCACGCGCAACGCCGUGUCGCGCCGCAUCCUGACGCCGCAGCCGUCGUCGGCGAACCCCUACACGUUCGCGCCCGACAUCUUCGAGUACGUGUACUUUGCGCGGCCCGACAGUGUGCUCGACGGCGUGAGCGUGUACCGCUCGCGCAUGGCGAUGGGCGACAAGCUGGCGUUUGAGGUGAAGCGCGUGCUCGAGGCGCGGGGCGAGAGCGUCGACGUCGUCAUUCCUGUGCCCGACACGAGCCGUGUCGCGGCGCUGCAGGUAGCGCAGACGCUCGGCAUCCCGUACCGCGAGGGCUUUGUGAAGAACCGCUACGUCGGCCGCACGUUCAUCAUGCCCGGCCAGAGCACGCGGCGCAAGAAUGUGCGCCGCAAGCUCAACGCCAUGGCGCUCGAGUUCAAGGGCAAGUCGGUGCUGCUCGUCGACGACUCGAUUGUGCGCGGCACGACGAGCCGCGAGAUCAUCCAGAUGGCGCGCGAUGCCGGCGCCGUGCGCGUCGUGAUGGCGAGCUGCGCGCCGCCGAUCCGCUACUCGAAUGUGUACGGCAUCGACAUGCCGAACCGGCACGAGCUCGUGGCACACGGCCGCACCGAGGAGGAGGUGGCCAGCCACAUCCAAGCCGACCGCGUCAUCUACCAGACGCUGCCUGACCUCAUCGACUCGGUGCGGCAAUUCAACCCCGAGCUGAAGCAGUUCGACUGCUCCGUCUUCGACGGCAAGUACGUCACCGGCGGCGUCGACGACAGCUACCUCACGCACCUCGAGGACCUGCGGAGCGAGAACGCCAAGAUCAAGGCGGGCACGACGCGCAUUGCCGGCCCCAAGGGCACGCCGCAGCCGGCCGUCGUCGCCGAUGCGCCGGGCACGGGCGCCAACGACGACAAGAUGGCGACGCCGGCCCAGCCUGCGGCGGUGGUCAACGGGCAGAAUGGCCAUGUGCUGCAGAGCGGCACGCAGCAGGCCGAGGAGGAGGAGGAGCCCGUCGGCUGCAACGGCCCGAUGAACGGCGCCGACGACAUUGGGCUCUUCAACGGCUGGUCACGCUGAACGCUGCAAGCAGCACUGCGUGGCUGCGGGCCUGACCUCGCAUGCUAGAGCGAGGCGGAGUCUGCCGUGUCCGCCCGUCCCCCAUCUGCCCUGCCUGCAUCUGCUCCCUUUCCUGUACAUCAACGAACGAAUCAUAAUCGAGUCACUG